AUGGGGCUAAAUGUCAAAAUAUCCCGUGUCCUUUCAACAACUGCUCUGCUCCUACUCACCGUUUAUUCUGUCACCUGUGCAGGCGAUGUGGAAUUCAAAUCAAGCCUACGUGGCUUUAGCCAACAACUUUUCAGUGAAUUAUUUAAGACAAAUAGUCAGACAAACAUCAUUUAUUCACCAUUCUCCAUACAUAGUUGCCUGGCCAUGACACGAAUGGGUGCCAAUGGUCAAACGGCCACUGAAAUGGAUCAAGGCCUAAAAUUCACAGGACAAAAACCCGAAGAUAUUGCUGAAAAUUAUCACACCCUAUUGGCAAAAUAUGAAGAUGGCAAAAUGCUGAAAAUUGCCAAUAAAGUCUAUGUAAAGGAACACACUCUACUGCAGGAUGAUUUCAAAAAUGCUCUUACGGAAAAAUUCUUCUCCUCGCCGGAAUUUGUUGAUUUUGAACAUACCAAAGAGGCAGCAGACCUCAUUAAUAAAUGGGUUGAAUCGAAAACUGAUAAUAAAAUCCAUAAUCUAAUCUCACCAUCUGUUUUGGGUAUUGAUACCCACUUGGUGUUGGUUAGUGCCAUACAUUUUAAGGGUGAAUGGCGGACGCAUUUCGAUGAGGAAUAUACAAGUGAUCAAGAUUUUUUCGUUGAUGAUAAGACAAGUGUUAAGGUACCAAUGAUGGUGGCAGAGGAUUAUUUUGAUUAUGCUGAAUUAAUGGAUUUGGAUUGUAGCGUUGUACGCAUGCCGUAUAAAAAUUCCGAUUUGUCAAUGAUUAUUUUAUUACCAAACGCAAAGACGGGUUUGAACUCGUUGGAGGAGAAGUUGAGAACGGUAUCGCUAAAGUCGCUGCAAUCACGUCUUUCCAAACAACAUGUUGAGGUGUUAAUGCCGAAAUUUGAGGCAGAGUUCGAAAUUAAUUUACUGGAGCCGUUAAUGAAUAUGGGUAUGAAACAAAUGUUUGGCCGCGCCGAUUUCACAAAAAUGAAGAAAUCCCCGGAACCCUUGUAUAUCUCAAGUGCGGUACAUAAGGCUUUUAUAUCGGUCACAGAAUAUGGUACCGAAGCAAGUGGUGCAACAAGUAUUGUUGCAACUGCUCGAUCGCUACCCGCUUUCUUUACAGCCAACCACCCAUUCUAUUAUGCAAUUAUUAAUGAGGACUUUAUACCAAUUUUCCAAGGCACUGUUGUUAAGUUUUGA
Musca vetustissima is the source of this 1188-nucleotide messenger RNA. Its product is annotated as alaserpin-like. Gene Ontology annotation, molecular function: serine-type endopeptidase inhibitor activity. The record is from RefSeq and is a predicted model, not a curated record. Bases 1 to 1188 code for a protein of 395 amino acids. NCBI's taxonomy places the organism in Eukaryota, Metazoa, Arthropoda, Insecta, Diptera, Muscidae. The transcript has 4 exons.